Messenger RNA from Chanos chanos (milkfish), 1662 nucleotides. RefSeq names its product tripartite motif-containing protein 16-like. The transcript has 6 exons. NCBI's taxonomy places the organism in Eukaryota, Metazoa, Chordata, Actinopteri, Gonorynchiformes, Chanidae. Bases 1 to 1662 code for a protein of 553 amino acids. Gene Ontology annotation, molecular function: zinc ion binding; protein binding. The record is from RefSeq and is a predicted model, not a curated record.
AUGGCAGUGCCUUCUUUAUCAGCCCAGAACACGUUCAAUUGUUCAGUCUGUCUGGAUCUAUUGAGGGAUCCAGUGACGAUUCCCUGUGGACACAGUUACUGUACGGGCUGUAUUAAGGACUACUGGGAUCAGGAUGAUCAGAGAGGAGUCUACAGCUGCCCCCAGUGUAGACAGACCUUCGCCCCAAGACCUGUUCUUAAAAAAAAUACCAUGUUGGCUGAACUGACUGAGAGACUGAGGGAGACAGGACUCCAGGCUGCUCCUCCUGUCGUCUGUUAUGCUGGACCUGGAGAUGUGGAGUGUGACAUCUGCACUGGGAGAAAACUCAAAGCCGUCAAAUCCUGUCUGGUGUGUCUGGCCUCUUACUGUGAAACUCACCUCCAAACUCACUAUGAAUCUCCUGCCUUAAAGAAACACACGCUGGUCAAAGCCUCCACACGACUACAGGACAAGAUCUGCCCUGAACAUGGCAAACUAGUAGAGAUUUACUGUCGCGCUGACCAAGAAACGAUCUGCUAUCUGUGUGCAGUGGAUGAACAUAAAGGCCAUGAUACAGUCUCAGCAGCAGCUGAAAGGACUGAGAAACAGACACAGCUGGGAGAGACCCAAAGAAAAUGUCAGCAGAGAAUCCAGGAGAGAGAGAAGGAGCUGCAGGAGCUGAAACAGGCUGUGAAGUCUCUCAGGAUCUCUGCACAGACAGCAGUGGAGGACAGUGAGAGGAUCUUCACUGAGAUGAUCCAGUUGAUUGAGACAAGACGCUCUGAGGUGACAGAGCAGAUCAGAGCUGAAGAAAGGGCUGAAUUGAGAUCAGUUGAAAGUCACAUUAAGAAACUGGAGCAGGAGAUUUCUGAGCUGAGGAAGAGAGACACUGAGCUGGAGAAGCUUUCACACACAGAGGAUCACAUCCAUUUCCUCCAGAGUUUCCAGUCUCUCUCCGUUCAUUCAGGAGUUAAAGAGUUACGCAGCAUGACUGUCAAUCCAGUCUUCUCUUUUGAAGAUGUGAGGAAAUCUGCCUCCGAAAUGAAAAAGAGAAUCGAGAAAUUCCUCAAUGAAGAGACAGUCAAGAUAUCAGAAAAAGUUCCAAGAGAUGAGGUUCUCUUGCUUCCUGAGCCCAAAACCAGAAAGGAUUUCUUACAGUAUUCCUGUCAGCUCACACUGGAUCCCAACACAGCAAAUGUGUACCUCUGUCUGUCUGAGGGGAACAAAAAGGUGACAGUGAGUGAAAGCCCACAAGCAUAUCCUGAUCAUUCACAGAGAUUUGAUUGGUGGAAGCAAGUCCUCUGCAGACAGGUACUGUCUGGACGGUGUUACUGGGAGGUAGAAUGGACUGGGAGGGUGUUUAUCUCAGUCUCGUAUAAAAACAUCAAGAGAAAAACAGAAGGUAAUGAAAGUGGGUUUGGUCGGAAUAAUCAGUCCUGGAGUUUGGUCUGUAAUCACACCUGUUACACCUUCAGACACAAUGAUAUUCGGACUAAAAUCCCGGUGGUUCCCAGUGGCUCCAGAAUAGGUGUGUAUUUGGAUCACGGGGCGGGAACUCUGUCCUUCUACAGUGUCUCUAGGACAAUGACCCUCCUCCACAGAGUCCAGACCACAUUCACUCAGCCCCUCUGUGCUGGAUUCUGGCUCAGUUUUCCAUCAGCUGUUGAGAUCUGCAACUUUUAA